AUGUGGUGCCUGCUCUUGGCAGCCUUCACCAGCAGUGCGAGCGCGUUGAGCGCGUUGAAGGGAAGGCCAGCGGUCGUCCAGUUUCACGACGCUCUUCUGAACGGCUUAGACGCGACAGAUGCGCUGGCCCGACUUGAAUCGAUGGAAACCGGCGCCGGCGCGACUCCCGACGUCGUGACCUACUCGCUCGUCGCCGCGACUCUCUUGGACGCGGGCCUCGGCGAGGACGCGGACGGCGUGCUCGAGCGAGGGGCCACGUUCUCCAAGAAACGCGCAGCCUACCGCAAGCCGACGAAGCGGGCCGUGGUUUCGAAGGCCGCAGCCGGUCUCACGCGUCUCCACGAGGACGACCAUUUGGUCGCCGUCUCCAAGCCGAAUGGAGUUUUAUCGAUGACCGAAGGCACGACCAAGGGCGUCGCGACGCUGCCAGACGCCGUCGAGCACGCCUACGGCGUCGAGCUGUCCGACCUGGGCGGUCCGCUUGCGCGGGGCGUGGUGCAUCGGUUGGACCGGGACGUGUCCGGAUGCAUGGUUCUCGCGAAGACGCGCCGCGCGCACGCUUUACUGGUGAGGGCGUUCGCCGCGCGACGCGUAGAAAAGACCUACCUGGCCGUGGGCGUCGUACAGGACGGCGCGAGCCUGACCGGCCCGACUAUUAUUGACGAGCCGAUCCAGGCCAAGCCCGCCGAGACCGAGGUCGAGCCCCUCGCGCAAACGGCGGACUUCGCCCUGCUCCGCUGCAAGGCCAGGACGGGCCGGAAGCACCAGGUGCGCAAGCACUGCGCCGCGCUCGGCUUUCCGUUGGUGGGAGAGGUAUCCCCACCAAAGAAGCGGGUCAUCGAGAGCCCCUCGCACAAGGGCAUAAUGCUCCACGCUCAGACCCUACGCGUCCCGGGCGUGGUGGACGUCUCCUGCCCGCCGCCGGACUGGUGGGGCGCGGUGCCCCUGGGCCUAGUGCUGGACGAUGUGCUGUAA
Molecule: messenger RNA, 975 nt
Organism: Pelagomonas calceolata
Lineage: Eukaryota; Pelagophyceae; Pelagomonadales; Pelagomonadaceae
Source: the annotation of a GenBank genome assembly